Acipenser ruthenus (sterlet) is the source of this 5028-nucleotide messenger RNA. RefSeq names its product RAC-alpha serine/threonine-protein kinase. Bases 382 to 1824 code for a protein of 480 amino acids. The transcript is spliced from 14 exons. Gene Ontology annotation, biological process: protein phosphorylation. Gene Ontology annotation, molecular function: ATP binding; protein serine/threonine kinase activity. Lineage: Eukaryota; Metazoa; Chordata; Actinopteri; Acipenseriformes; Acipenseridae. The record is from RefSeq and is a predicted model, not a curated record.
GUGCAGCAGCAAACAGAAGGCAAACGAGGUGAAACUAAAGAGUUGUAAUUUAAUCGGCUCUAGGACCUGGAAGAAAUGUCUAUGACACAGGGCAGCAGCUAGCUGGGGAGGUAUCGAUGUAGUGGAAGACUGGAGCGAGAGGCUGAGAAAUAAUUUGAGUAAAGGAGAAGAAAUUCACACUCAGCAGUGGGGGGAAUACCAACCUAACACACCGACGAGGAUGUCAAUAAAAACUACGUGGAGUUGCAUGUGAAACCUGGAUACAGCAGAAAAGUGAAGAGACCAGUGUUCCCAUUCCUUGUGCCUGAGUGAAGAACGCCUUUGGAUCGGAGAGAGGGGUCCUUCAGCAGAUCACCUGCUCACACUUGCCUUUGUACCAAUAUGAAUGAAGUAGCAAUAGUGAAGGAAGGAUGGCUUCACAAACGAGGAGAGUACAUAAAAACAUGGAGACCAAGAUAUUUUUUACUAAAGAGCGAUGGAACAUUCAUUGGGUACAAGGAGAGACCGCAAGAUGUGGAUCAGUUGGAAACGCCAUUAAAUAACUUUUCUGUAGCAAAGUGCCAGCUGAUGAAGACGGAGCGGCCGAAACCAAACACAUUCAUCAUGCGGUGCCUGCAGUGGACCACCGUGAUCGAGCGCACCUUCCAUGUGGAAACUCCUGAGGAGCGGGAAGAAUGGACAACAGUCAUCCAGACAGUGGCAGACAGCCUUAAGAAACAAGAGGAGGAGAUGAUGGAUUGCCGGUCAGGCUCCCCUAGUGACAAUUCAGCCAUGGAGGACAUGGAUGUUUGCCUCACCAAACCAAGACCCAAAGUGACUAUGCACGACUUUGAAUACCUUAAACUUUUGGGUAAAGGUACCUUUGGGAAGGUCAUUCUAGUCAAAGAAAAAGCAACUGGAAGACACUAUGCCAUGAAAAUCUUGAAAAAGGAAGUUAUUGUAGCGAAGGAUGAAGUGGCCCACACCCUUACAGAAAACCGCGUGUUACAAAACUCAAAGCACCCCUUCUUGACGGGUUUAAAGUAUUCCUUUCAGAACCAUGACCGGUUGUGUUUCGUUAUGGAAUAUGCUAACGGAGGAGAGCUGUUCUUUCAUCUUUCAAGAGAUCGGGUCUUCUCAGAGGAUCGCUCUCGCUUCUACGGGGCGGAGAUUGUCUCUGCACUGGAUUACUUGCAUUCGGAGAAGAAUGUUGUCUACAGGGACCUAAAGCUGGAAAAUCUCAUGCUGGACAAGGAUGGUCACAUUAAAAUCACGGACUUCGGCCUCUGUAAAGAAGGGAUAAAAGAUGGGGCCACAAUGAAGACUUUCUGUGGGACCCCAGAGUAUUUGGCACCUGAGGUGCUGGAGGACAAUGACUACGGGCAGGCGGUGGACUGGUGGGGGCUGGGCGUGGUGAUGUACGAGAUGAUGUGCGGGCGGCUUCCCUUCUACAACCAGGACCACGAGAAGCUGUUUGAGCUCAUCCUGAUGGAGGAGAUCCGCUUCCCUCGCACCCUGGCCCCUGAGGCACGCUCCCUGCUCUCUGGCCUGCUGAAGAAGGACCCCAAACAACGGCUAGGUGGUGGCCCUGACAAUGCCAAGGAAAUCAUGAAUCACAAGUUCUUCUCUGGGAUCGUGUGGCAGGAUGUGUAUGAGAAGAAGCUCAUCCCACCUUUCAAGCCCCAGGUCACCUCGGAGAUAGACACGAGGUACUUUGACGAAGAAUUCACAGCACACAUGAUCACAAUCACUCCACCGGGACAAGAUGACAACAUGGAAUCAAUAGACAAUGAGAGGAGGCCGCAUUUCCCGCAGUUCUCCUACUCAGCAAGUGGGACUGCCUGAAGCAGCAGCAGCAGCAGCAGCAGCUGCACUCCUCAGAAGUAUUUCCUGCACACACAACCAGACUGCAUUCUCAAGGACCUAUGUUUUUUUUUUUGUUUUUUUUUUAGACGAUUUGAAUAGUUUCUUAAAUAAUUUGUAUGUUUCUGCAUUACAAACUAUUCUACUUAUUCCAUUGUAUUUCUUAAAUAGACAAGGAUAAGAUACUUCCUUUUAGAUCCUAUGAAGGUUACGAGAUGUAACACAUUUCUUACUUUGUAGGUUCUCAGAUUUUAAGCAAGCAAGAAGGAAUAGUAAGGUGAUUUCAUUCUGAGACCAAUGCAGCCCCAAACAUAUAUUGUUAUAGAUGGUUGGAACCAAUUUAAAGAACAUUGCAGAUCAUUGUAGAACAUUUUAAUAAAAAAAAUAUAUUAAAAUGAAAACAUUAAUCCAAAAGACAGCAGUAUGAAACAUUGUUACUACAUUUUAAUGUAUCGGAAUAACCUAAUUAAAUCAAUAGAUGUGCAAUAAAAGACCUGCACACUUGCAGGACCAUACACAAUUUAUGCAGCAAGGCUGUCCUCUAUGGGAUUACACUCUUUCCUAUGAUAUUCACAGAAUUAAUAGCCUCAGUGAGGUGUGGCUGCAGCAACAAACACAUAUUUGUUGUGUUUUGUUUUUAAAUUGCUUUCUUGUUCACGGGAUCAAGCGAUGUAUUGACUUACAGCUUUUGAGUUGUUCCUAGAGUUAACACUUUAUUUAUUUUGUGUCUAUAUACUAGCCAUUAGUAUAGUAUAAGUGGUUUGCAUUUCAUGUGAUGAAAAUAACUUUUGAAAAGAUCUCUAGUUUUUGUAGUUUUUACACUUGCUGUUUUGUCCCGUCUCCGUUCCGCUGUGAAUGACUAGUGGUCGCUGUCUGUCAUCUGAUUGGUCCCUUAGUACUGCAGUGUCACUGUCCGUCAUUUCACCCUGGUCCCACAGAUGUCAUUGUCUGAACCAGCACUAGAAUUCUCUCAUUCGUUUAAAUGUCAAUCAUCAAGAACUGCACCGACUGUGCAAGUUCAUUUGCCAGCUACAGAGCCUACUGUGGAAUUUUGAGAAGGAUAUCCGAGUCAGAAACGCGUUGUUUAGAACACGUUUCAAAUAUUUAGUACACGUUUUAAUUUGACUUUAGUAUGUGUAAUUCUAAUUAUUAAACAUACUAAUUUGGCCAGUCAGAUCACUGAAAAUGAAAUGAGAACCAAUGAAUUUAAUAGUACAUGUAAUAAAUUAUCCAAUAAAGUCGCCUUACAUUCUGCCAUUCCCGCCCAAUUCGUGGCGGUAUAUGGACUUGGCAUUGGGCAAAGUCUAGUGAAAGAUGGGUAGACCCGGACCCUCCAAGACAAGCAUCAACCGACGGUUUCAGAGCCUCGGAAAUCGCUUUAAUUCAGUGGGAACCCCACUGGAACUAAUAUGUAAUUUUAAACACAGAGGAACCUAUUUUUAUGUCCCCUCGCUUAAUAUCAUACCCCGUUUUAUUGUCACGAUUUUUCAAUCAUGACCAUGCACCGUAUGUUCUUUGAGAAAUUACCUCUCUUAAUAUCAUCUCACCAACCUGCUUAUUGUCACAUUUUGUGCAGCCUGUCAGAUGCUGCGUGGCCGGUCUUAACGGGAUACAGUUCAGUUACAAAACACCAACGUCACCACAUUUUUCUUCUUUAACAUAGUUAGUCUUAUACAAAUGCACACAAAAAAAAAACAAAUCCAACGCCUAAUUUGAAAGCUCUCCUCAGUCGACAAUUCAUGCCUUUUUUUAGAUAAUGACACAAAGUGUUUCAUUCCAGUUAGUCACACAAAACGUAUUUGUCCUGUAGUAAACGGUAUGCAUUUGUUUAAAUGUAAAGAAAGACUAAAUGUAUAGUAUUAAAACUCUGCUCUUUAAUUCACUGUUAGUUUUUUUUUUAUUUUUUUUUUCUCGCAGUCAUAAUGUGCUGUCAUAGGUAAAGUGAAACUCUCAUGACCUGCUUUAUAUCACAAACUAUGCCUGCACGGCAAUGGUGAUAUAAAACAGGGUCAUCUGUACUUUUUUUUGUUUAGGCCUUUUUGUUUUUUGUUUAAACAUUUCUAACUUUGCUGAAACUGAAAUGCCUGUUAAGAAAAAAAAAUGUAACUUUUUUUUUGUCAAUUCCAUAGUUUAAAAAGUCCAGUUUUCAGUUGAAUUAUAUAAUUAAGCAAUUAAAAAUAGGUGUUGUCAUAGACAUCAUUUCAAUUAAGAAAGAACAAUUGGGAUGCCACUGUACAGUGUAGCAUUCAAAUGAAAAGAAGUAGUUUUGGAGUGAUGGCUUCUCCUUGCAUUACUGAUUUAUUUAUAUCUGUGUUUUUUUUUUUGUUUUUUUUUUAUAUCAGUGUUUUAAAAUUGACUCAUGAAAGUUGCUUUGAAUGUCUUUUGGUUAAGAUUAAUGAAUGUAAAGGCGUUUCAAUGUUUCUUAGUGUAAUAUUCCACACACCCAAUCCUAUUUGGUAGUUAUGUCUCUGUAUAUUUACUUGUUUUAAAGUCUUGUAUCCAGGCUUUUUUCUUUGUUUUGUUUUGUACUGCCUGGUAUUUUAAUUUCUGUUUUUUCCAAAUUUGUUGAACAUGUCUGCCAGCAGUUUAGUAUUUUCAUUUGCCUCAGAAAUUGUAAAAAAACUAAAGGAUAUAAAUAAAAAAAAACAGUAUUUCUUAGUUCGUUUUAUUAAGAUGGGUGAGUUUUAGAAGCAAAGUAAGUUUUAGAGAACAAAUACAAUUAACACAACCUUUUUUUUUACACACACAGUUCAAUUGUAUUAUUAUUUACAUAUAUCAUAUGUUCUCCUUUUAAAUGCUUAAAUAAAGGAUUUUAACUAAGUUUGUUUCUGCAUUGUUUAUAACUUUAAACACUCAAUAAAUGUUGACAAUUAAGGUGCAUGUACAUGCUCUUGAAUGAACCUCAUGAAUUUAUUGGAACAUCAUUGCUUGAUCUUUGAAAAUAACUGGUGUUCAUGGACAGCGUAGGAGUGUCUCAGUAAUGUAUGCUGCAACUGACCCAGAAAUAAGCCACCAAAUACUUUCAAUGUGUUCUUGAUUUGCUUUGUUACCAGAAUAGUGGACAUUUUGUUUACUAAGUGGGGUACGUUGUACACUUAGUAAUGUAGAGUUUAAUUGUUUAUGUGCAUCCUUUCAAAAACCAUGUAUUUUCAUUUGAAAAUAAAAAAGCUCUGUUUGAUUACCUUU